Messenger RNA from Cyprinus carpio (common carp), 4829 nucleotides. RefSeq names its product striatin-4-like. The coding region runs from base 34 to 2409 and encodes 791 amino acids. Lineage: Eukaryota; Metazoa; Chordata; Actinopteri; Cypriniformes; Cyprinidae. Gene Ontology annotation, cellular component: dendrite. The transcript has 19 exons. Gene Ontology annotation, molecular function: armadillo repeat domain binding; calmodulin binding; protein-containing complex binding. The record is from RefSeq and is a predicted model, not a curated record.
ACCCAUAGGCAGCAGUUAUGAGCAAUAGUAUCUAUGAGCGGGUCGCGUCUGCAGCCAUUCCGUAGUAGGAGUGGAUCACUAUUUGGCACUUCCCCGUGUGUCGCGAACGCUCUGAUGGAGGCGGAAAGAUCCGGCGGGGUCGCGGGAGGAACGAACCAGAGCCCCGCAGGAAGCGGAGCGGGGCGCAAUCCGAACGGGCCGAAGGCUGUGCUCAGUCCCGCUCCUACCGCAGCCGCCGCCGCGGCAACCGGGGCGAUGGCUGGAGCCUCCCAGCCGCGAGAUCCGCAGGACGGGGACGCGGGCCUCUCGCUGCCCGGCAUUUUACAUUUCAUCCAGUACGAGUGGAGCCGCUUUCAAGCCGAGAAAUACCGCUGGGAGGCCGAACGAGACGAGCUGAGGGCUCAGGUGGCGUUUCUUCAGGGUGAGAGGAAAGGUCAGGAGAACAUGAAGCAGGAUCUGGUGCGGCGAAUCAAGAUGCUGGAGUACGCUCUGAAACAGGAGAGGGCCAAACAUCAGAAGCUGAAAAGUGGGACUGACCAAACCUCCGGAGAGAAGAAACCAGAGACAGAAGCUGAACCAAUACCCAAUGGGCCUGCAGAUUCAGAUUCGGAACCAACCAAUCAAAUGCCUUGGAAGGAGGGCCGUCAGUUAUUGCGCAAGUACCUGGAGGAGGUGGGAUAUUCCGACACCAUCUUAGACAUGCGCUCCAAACGCAUUCGUUCCCUUCUGGGUCGCAACAGCCCAGAGGCGAACGGGCCUCCUCCCAGCGAACCGCCCGCAGAACCAGAACCUCACGGUGGAGGAGAGUCACUACUAGUGCGCCAGAUAGAAGAGCAGAUCAAACGCCGUGCUGGAAAAGAGAGCUCUAAAGAGCGGAUGGGCAGCUCUGUCCUGGAUAAAAUUCCUUUCCUUCGUGGCUGUGAGGACGACGAUGAAGAUGACAGUGAUGAAGAGGAGGACUUCCAGGGCAUGACUACAGACUGCAUUGACGGCCGCAAAAACAAGAAGUCCAGGAGCAAGAAUGCCGGAGAACCAAUGACCACAGAUCUUGAUCCUGAGGAUGAUGACGACGAAGAUGAUUCUGAGGACGCUCUGGGCGAGUUCGAUUUCUUGGCCUCAGGAGAGGAAGGCGAAGGGGCGGGAGAAGCUCGCAUAUCUGGAGACGGCCGUGAAUUAGGUUCAGAGAACCGCCGGAACAAGAUGCAAGGCAUUAUGUCAGAUUUUCCUCCCAAACCUGCUCCACCUCCUUCUAUCCCGGGCCAGACGCGCUCCGGAGAGGGGGGAGCUCUUGGUUUCUCAUCUGAUGUCUUCAUUCUGGAUGCAGUUGGAGGAGGGGAUAUGAACCUCGGAGAGCUGGCUGACCUUACUGUUGCCAAUGACAAUGACCUCACCAUUGACUUGCAGGAGAGUCGAGAAGAGUUCAAAAAAACGUGGAACCCUCGCUUCACACUACGAAGCCACUUCGACGCCAUCCGAGCGUUGACCUUUCACCCCAUCCAGGCCGUGCUGCUGUCCGGUUCUGAGGAUGGAACGCUCAAGCUGUGGAACCUCAACAAGGCAAUGCACUCCAAAAAAAAUGCAGCGCUGGACGUUGAGCCCAUUUAUACAUUCAGAGCACACAGUGGUGCUGUUCUUUCUCUGGCUAUGGGGGAGGAAGGAGAAUCGUGCUUCAGCGGGGGUUUGGACAGCACCGUGCGCGGUUGGAAGAUUCCUGACCUUAAUGUGGAUCCUUACGACAACUAUGAUCCAGGCGUGGAGAGCAGCGUGUUGUCGGGCCAUGAGGACGCGGUGUGGGGUUUGGCCUACUCCUCCAGCCUGAAGCGUCUGGCCUCCUGCUCUGCAGAUGGGACUGUGCGGAUCUGGGACCCCCAUAAUUCCUCACCGUGUGUGUCUGUUUUCAACAAGGAGAAAGAGCAUGGCACGCCCACCUCGGUUGCCUUUGUAAACUCUGACCCAUCCCAGGUUGUUGUGUCCUUCGAUGUGGGUGAGACUUUGCUUUAUGACCUCAACACAGAGCAAAGCAUCAUGGUCCUGGAGAAUCAGGCUAAGGAUGGCAGUGAGCUGAUCAACCGCGUGGUCAGCCAUCCGACCCAACCGAUUUCCAUUACAGCCCACGAGAACCGCACCAUCCGCUUCCUGGACAAUAAGACAGGGAAAGUGAUUCAUUCCAUGGUGGCUCACCUGGAUGCUGUAACCUGUCUUGCCACAGACCCUAAAGGCACUUACCUCAUCUCCGGCAGUCAUGACUGCUCUGUGCGCUUGUGGAUGCUGGACAAUCGCACGUGUGUGCAGGAGAUCACAGCACACAGGAAAAAACACGAUGAGGCCAUUCAUGACGUGGCCUUCCACCCCUCGCAGCCCUUCAUCGCCAGUGCAGGGGCCGACGCACUUGCCAAGAUCUUUGUUUGAUUUUCUCACUGGGGAUCCACCCUCACUACUGGGCCAAAAGAGUGAAACGCCGAGUAUCCGCACACACACUCACACACACUUGCUCACUAAACAGGGGAAACAACAAUCUACACACACAACCCAAUAACCCAUAAUUUUUUAUGUGAUACAAACUCUACUGCAUUAAAUACUAAUGAGUUUGCUGCUUAUGUGCUAAUUUCAGUUUUAGACCACACUACUAAUAACCUCCACAGUGUGUUGCAAGGGAUGUCCAAUCUGUUGACGGAUGGACCCACACAAACACACCUUAACACAACACACACCCUGGAUUUUAAUUUCAUGCUCUGUGUAGGUUGAGGAUUUGAAGGCUCUUGGUAAACAAGACAUUACCCAAGCCUGCACAUUUUCUCAAUGCAAAUUGCAUUAGUGCUAAUCUGUGAAUUAAUGUCCUCGCGUAACUGUUGCCUGGUAACGUGAGGCGAUCAAUGCAUUUCAUUCCAAAGACUGCUUUAGAUGAGUUUUUGGGUUGCGUUUUAGCUGCAAGUACAACACAGCUUUACCUUUAGCCUCACAGCUAAGAGCCUUAGUGUUUUAGCCUUUCAUAAUCAGUUCAACACAUUUCAUUCGUAUGACUAAGUACACUUUGAACUAAAACCAAACACGUGUAUCUGCGUGUGUGCGUUUGUGACGGUGCUAACACAAGCAUUUUGCAAUCGCCGUUUUCGUUCAUAUCCAUUCAGGUGGCGUUAUCCGUAAUAGUCAGGUGACUGUUGAGUAGUGUAUUUAUUGUAGUGUUCGGUAUCGGACGGAAGACUCUCUGGGAAGAUCUGCAGUUGGAUGCGCAACUGAUUUCUGUAUAUAAGCGAGAUGCGCUGUACAUAGCACACUUGUUUCACAACCUUGGUGCUAAGAUCUCCUCUGAAUCAGGGACCUGUACACGACGAGGGUCGUAAAGUAUCAAAUCUCGGUUGAUGCCUGCCAUUCCUCAGAGUCAUCACGUACGGUUCUUUGGCAUUUCAGAAAUACAGCAAGUGUGUCUGGAAAUUUCAAAGUACUUCUGGUGUGCCCAAGUGACUUUUAAGGUUUUGUCAGGGUAUUUUUAAGACGAUUAACUCUAUAUCCACCCUGGAGGUUCUUUGGUUGGGGAUUGUCGCCAAUAAAAAAAAUGUAAACCAACUACAAGUUCCAGUGUUUCAGUACAAGUGUAUUGUUGAUUGCUGAGUUUUUAGACAUCUGUGAUCUUUACCCAAAAGUGGAGAAUGAAGGGCGUUGUAAGUGAUGAAACUAGUGCCGCCCAGUUUCAGUUGACUUACAAAGAGGUCAAAGCCCAGUAGUGAAACUUGGACAAAUUCAAAGAGUCCUCUUGAUGGGUUUUGUGCUGUUAGUCAAUGCAAGGUGUUUCAGAGUAAAACAGCCCAGAGAAAAGAGUGAAAAAUAAAAGUGGGGCACCUUGCUUCUUAUUGGCUAAGCAAGGAAUCCAAGAUGCAACUCUGAAACCUGAUGGAGGAAACCAAGGUGAGAUGAAGAAUCAGACCUGAAUCUGAUCUUUAGGUUUCUUUGUCGGAGGGAGCCUGGUCUUGAGGUCUGGAUAUCAAAGGUCACAUCUUGUAUUAGCCAGUUUCCGUUUUGAGGGGUUUAUUUUUAUCCUUUACUGGUUUUCCAUGGUCACAGACAAGUGCCCAGAAGCGACAAAAAGACUGAUGGGCCAUAAAGAGCGCUCUUGCAUAAUGGAGCCAAGUCAGUUCGUAACCAGACCAACUCGGAAAACAAGGUUGGGGGUGUGAUUUUUUUUUUUUUUCUUUAAUGGACAAGGUUAUGUCUUGUGUCCCUUGUCCAAUAUCGAGACCACCAAUUCAUUUUGGGCUAUUCGCCUAGUCAGUGAAUGUCACAUAACCACAGACUUGCGUUCAGUGGAAUACAUAAUCCUUUGCUGCUUACCUCUUACCUAGUAACUUCGCACCACACUAACACACUAAUGGUUAGCUUUAUGCUACACUGCACGUGUAGGAUCACACGAACGGUUCGGUUCAUCCAUGUAUUGCUGCAUCGUUAUGUUUUCUUCCAAAGACUGCCGAUUGCAUGGGUGUUUAGCCGAGUCCUGCUGUCUCUUUUGUACACCUCUAUUUACGCACCCCUCGAUGCAAUACGAGUCUUGAAAUUACAACGACAAAACACAUUCCUUACCGAGAAUCUGUUUAUAAAUAAAAAGUAAAAAUUGAAAGAAACCGAAAAUGUGUUUGAAAAGCUCCCAAUGCAAAAUGUAACUUUCCCAUUUUCUCACUUAUAUGCUUUUCUUUACUAGACAUUUUAUUAUGAUUACUAGUAAUAAAGUGUAAGACGACCGUAGUACCUUUUUUUGCUAGGCUUAAGACUCGCUUGUGAUUGUGCAAAAGCCUAAACUUUAAGAAAAAAAAAAAAAAGAGAAAAAAGAAAAAGUUUCA